AGAAGUGGCGGCUCCGGGCUCACGCUCCGUGCUUCGCUGGAUGCGAGUGAGCCGGACAGACAGACGGCCGCCGGCGGGCCUCGGAUGUGGACAUUUUCCUCUCAGAUGACAGAAUCGCUCCAACUUCCCCUGUGCGGUGGCUUCCUGCCGUCUGGUUUUCUGUAAAAGAAACAACAACAACAACAACAACAACGCUUUCCUUCCCGAGUGGCCUGCCAUGCCCACCGUCAUCAGCGCGUCUGUGGCCCCACGGACGGGGGCUGAGCCCAAGUCCCCGGGGCCAGUGCCCACCCCAGUCCCGGGCAGCAGCACCGAGGCCGGGGGUGGAAGCCCGAGCGGCAUCUACUCCGCCAUCCUCAGCCGCAAUUUCCCUGUUAUUGGGGUGAAAGAGAAGACAUUCGAGCAGCUUCACAAGAAAUGCCUGGAAAAGAAAGUGCUCUAUGUGGAUCCCGAGUUCCCGCCGGAUGAGACCUCUCUCUUCUACAGCCAGAAGUUCCCCAUCCGGUUCGUCUGGAAGAGGCCUCCGGAAAUUUGUGAGAAUCCCCGAUUUAUCAUUGGUGGAGCCAACAGAACUGACAUCUGCCAAGGAGAUCUAGGGGACUGCUGGUUUCUGGCGGCCAUCGCCUGCCUGACCCUGAACGAGCGGCUGCUUUUCCGAGUCAUACCCCAUGAUCAGAGCUUCAUCGACAACUAUGCAGGGAUCUUCCACUUCCAGUUCUGGCGCUAUGGAGACUGGGUGGAUGUGAUUAUUGAUGACUGUCUGCCGACUUACAACAAUCAACUGGUUUUCACCAAAUCCAACCACCGCAAUGAGUUCUGGAGUGCUCUGCUGGAGAAGGCCUAUGCUAAGCUCCAUGGUUCCUAUGAAGCCCUGAAAGGUGGGAACACCACAGAGGCUAUGGAGGACUUCACAGGAGGAGUGACCGAGUUUUUUGAGAUCAAGGAAGCUCCCAGGGACAUGUACAAGAUCAUGAAGAAAGCCAUCGAGAGGGGCUCCCUCAUGGGCUGCUCCAUUGAUGAUGGGACGAGCCUCAUCUGUGGGACCUCUCCUGGUAUGAACAUGGGGGAUUUGAUUAACCGGAUGGUGAGGAAUAUGGAUCAUUCACGGCUCAGAGACUCAGACCUUGACCCCAGAGGCACAGAUGACAGACCAGCCCGGGCUCUUGUUCCGCUUCAGUAUGAGACAAAAAUGGCCAACGGGCUAGUCAAAGGUCAUGCCUACUCAGUCACAGGGCUGGAGGAGACCCUGUUCAAGGAGGAGAAAGUGAAGCUGGUACGCCUGCGGAACCCCUGGGGCCAGAUGGAGUGGAAUGGCUCCUGGAGUGAAGGCUGGAAGGGCUGGAGCUUCGUGGGCAACGAGGAGAAGGCCCGUCUGCAGCACCAGGUCACCGAGAACGGCGAGUUCUGGAUGUCCUACGAUGACUUCACCCACCACUUCACCAAGCUGGAGAUCUGCAACCUCACGGCCGACGCCCUGGAGUCGGACAAGCUGCAGACCUGGACCGUGUCUGUCAACGAGGGCCGCUGGGUGAGGGGCUGCUCUGCCGGAGGCUGCCGCAACUUCCCAGACACUUUCUGGACCAACCCCCAGUACCGCCUGAAGCUCCUGGAGGAAGACGACGACCCUGAUGACACCCAGGUGGUCUGCAGCUUCCUGGUGGCCCUGAUGCAGAAGAACCGGAGGAAGGACCGCAAACUGGGGGCCAACCUCUUCUCCAUUGGCUUCGCCAUCUACGAGGUUCCCGAAGAGAUGCAUGGGAACAAGCAGCACCUGCAGAAGGACUUCUUCCUGUACAACGCUUCCAAAGCCAGGAGCAAAACCUACAUCAACAUGCGCGAAGUGUCCCAGCGCUUCCGCCUGCCUCCCAGCGAGUACGUCAUCGUGCCCUCCACCUACGAGCCUCACCAGGAGGGGGAAUUCAUCCUCCGGGUCUUCUCUGAAAAGAGGAACCUCUCUGAGGGUGUGGAAAACACCAUCUCCGUGGAUCGGCCAUUGAAAAAGAAAAAAGUCAAGCCCAUCAUCUUCGUCUCGGACAGAGCCAACAGCAACAAGGAGCUGGGCGUGGAUCAGGAAGCAGAGGAGGGCAAAGGCAAAACCAGCCCUGAUAAGCAAGAGAAAUCUCCGCAGCCACACAGAGGCAACACUGACCAGGAAAGUGAAGAACAGCAGCAAUUCCGGAACAUUUUCAGGCAGAUAGCAGGCGACGACAUGGAGAUCUGUGCCGAUGAGCUCAAGAAUGUCCUCAACACAGUUGUGCACAAACAUAAAGACCUGAAGACACAAGGGUUCACGCUGGAGUCCUGCCGAAGCAUGAUUGCUCUCAUGGAUACAGAUGGCUCUGGGAGGCUGAAUCUGCAGGAGUUUCACCAUCUCUGGGAGAAGAUUAAGGCCUGGCAGAAAAUCUUCAAAAAGUACGACACAGACCACUCAGGCACCAUCAACAGCUAUGAGAUGCGAAAUGCCGUCAAUGAUGCAGGAUUCCACCUCAACUGCCAGCUCUACGACAUCAUCACCAUGCGCUAUGCCGACAAGUACAUGAACAUUGACUUCGACAGCUUCAUCUGCUGCUUCGUCAGACUGGAGGGCAUGUUCAGAGCUUUCAACGCGUUCGACAAGGAUGGAGACGGGAUCAUCAAACUGAACGUUCUAGAGUGGCUGCAGCUCACCAUGUAUGCCUGAGCCAGGAUGGCCUGUCUAACGCCAUGCAGGAUGAUUCAGAUGUCCAUUUUUACCCAACACUGCUAGAACCACUUACCUCAGAGGACUCAGCAGCUGACCCUGCCCAGGCCUCCAGCACCUUUCUCCUCCCUCUUCCAUUUCACUCCUCAGUCUGUUGCUCUUUCAUGCUCAGCCUGAUCCUCUACUUGUGCAGUAAGUGGGGCAGCUGGGUCUCUUUGUCAAGUAGAUGCAAAUGCCUCUGAGGUUUUGCUCUCUGAACCAGAUGCAAAGGCUUUGGCUGCCUCUCAGCCCUUUGCAGCAGCUUUUGUUAACAGCAGAGCCUCUGGGUGGUGCAAAUUAGGCUGUGCUACCUGAAACUUUAGCCAUUUGAAGCCACUCAGAGGUGCCUACUUCCAAAAAGAGGACCGCCAUGAAAAUCCCACGGUGCAGUUCUGCUCAGCAACACGAGUCAGCAGGAUUCGGACUGACCUGUAAGCAACUGGCUGGUUCGCUGCCACUGUAUCCUCUAUCACGUUUAAGCUCUCCCCCACACACAGGAUGGUAACCAAAUUAACACAAGCUCUGUCCAGUGGUUUCAGGAUGCGCCUGCUCUAGGGUAAACUAGCUCAAUGGAACCGGGCUGAAUACUGUGGGUUGUCUAUUUAGUUUGGCUGAUUCUGAAUAAAGGCAUGUGUAUGGCUGA
Messenger RNA from Echinops telfairi (small Madagascar hedgehog), 3362 nucleotides. It is a transcript of the gene CAPN3, whose product is annotated as calpain 3. Gene Ontology annotation, biological process: negative regulation of apoptotic process; proteolysis. NCBI's taxonomy places the organism in Eukaryota, Metazoa, Chordata, Mammalia, Afrosoricida, Tenrecidae. Gene Ontology annotation, cellular component: cytoplasm. Bases 218 to 2680 code for a protein of 820 amino acids. The record is from RefSeq and is a predicted model, not a curated record. The transcript has 24 exons. Gene Ontology annotation, molecular function: calcium ion binding; calcium-dependent cysteine-type endopeptidase activity.